AUGCGAUCUCCGCUCAUAGCCCCGCGCUUGCUCGCUCAUCACCACCACCACCACUACCGUCCCAUCACCGCUAUUCAACGCCGCUUCAUCUCUGCUUACGGCUACGAACAAGCCAAAGCUCUCGUGCUGCCCAACCUCGGGGAACCCAAAGACGUUCUCCGUCUACACGGUCACAGCAUAUCUCCUCCCACCGGCGACGCCGUGACCAUCCGCUUCCUCGCCUCUCCCAUCAAUCCGGCAGACAUCAAUCAAAUCCAAGGCGUAUACCCUACCAAGCCCACGUGGACGACUUCCCUCGGGACACCCGAGAACAUCGCCGUGGGCGGCAAUGAGGGUGUCGCCGAGGUGAUUAGCAAGGGAAGUGGUGUGAAGGGGUUGGAGAAGGGUGAUUGGGUCAUUAUGAAGAAGCAGGGGUUUGGCACGUGGAGGACUCAUGCGCAGACUACGGCAAGUGAACUAGUCAAGAUUGACACGGAAAAGAGAGAAGGGUUGAAGGCGGAGCAGGUGGGAACAGUCUCUGUGAAUCCUUGCACUGCAUAUCGAAUGUUGAAAGACUUUGUGGAGCUGAAGUCGGGAGAGGAUUGGUUCAUGCAGAAUGGCGCGAACAGUGGUGUGGGGAGGGCGGCGAUUCAGCUGGGAAAGCUGUGGGGGUAUAAGAGCAUCAAUGUGGUGAGGAAGAGAGAGAGCGGACAUGAGGAUCUCGUGCGAGACUUGAAGAGCUUGGGGGCGGAUGUCGUUAUUACCGACGAGGAGAUGAGGUCGAAAGGUUUCCGCGACCAGUUGAAGGAAUUUACGAGCGGAGGAAGGGAAAAGGUCAAGCUUGCGUUGAACUGUGUUGGCGGACCGCUUGUGAAUGACAUGGCGAAACAUUUGGCGCCUGGCAGUCCCGUGGUGACCUAUGGGGCCAUGAGCAAGCAACCGGUGCAGUUGCCCAUGGGCUUGCUGAUCUUCAAGGACAUCAACUUCCACGGGUUCUGGGUCAGCAGAUGGGCAGACAAGAACCCGCAGCAGAAGAAGGCUUGUGUGGAUGAGAUUCUGGACUUGACAAAACAAGGCAAGUUCCAGGACAUUCCUAUGGAUCCUGUAACGUGGAACUACGACACCAAACAAGACGAGCUCGUGAACGCUGUACAAGGGACUCUGGAUGGAUUUCGCAGUGGGAAGGGCAUUUUUGUGUUUGGAAACACUUGA
Messenger RNA from Sphaerulina musiva SO2202, 1191 nucleotides. Its product is annotated as NAD(P)-binding protein. NCBI's taxonomy places the organism in Eukaryota, Fungi, Ascomycota, Dothideomycetes, Mycosphaerellales, Mycosphaerellaceae. Gene Ontology annotation, biological process: fatty acid metabolic process. The record is from RefSeq and is a predicted model, not a curated record. Gene Ontology annotation, cellular component: mitochondrion. Bases 1 to 1191 code for a protein of 396 amino acids. The transcript has a single exon. Gene Ontology annotation, molecular function: trans-2-enoyl-CoA reductase (NADPH) activity.